Messenger RNA from Crotalus tigris (Tiger rattlesnake), 2732 nucleotides. Its product is annotated as cortexin-3-like. The record is from RefSeq and is a predicted model, not a curated record. The coding region runs from base 1357 to 1641 and encodes 94 amino acids. The transcript is spliced from 2 exons. Lineage: Eukaryota; Metazoa; Chordata; Lepidosauria; Squamata; Viperidae.
UGAGCUCAGGAAUUUAAUUCAUGGUUUUUUUUGAACUUUCCAUCUUGCGGUUAGAGCAAGCCAGAGCCGGGCUGGCGUAUUGGCUUCCCCAUCUUCCAACGCUGAGGAAAUUGGGGAGUCCCUCCUGUGGCUUGGCUGCAACGGCCCUCUCCAUCCCCUUCCUCAGCUUUGGGAAUUGUAGUCUGGCAGUGUACUAUGGGACCUGUCCUUCCAAGGAACCGCCGAGACAGAGAAACAAGAGCUGGUCCUUAGCCAAGGCAGCUGUUUAAACCGUUUCGAUUUGGACACCAGAGGUGCAGCACAGCUGGCCAAGCCAUUGAGGGCUCCUGCGACAGAGGCAGGGAUGGUUGUGUAGCGACUGCAAGGAAAGCCGACUCACAAUUCCUGCGCCAAAAUGGAGGCCCAUCAGCCACCUCCCAAUCUCCACCAAUGUUGCAGCACCAUGACUAGGUCACUGAAAUUGCUUUGUCGCCCACAAGUCUGGACAAGUCCCCUUCACAGACCCCUGGAAAGCAGCAGCCAGGACACCCGGUGCCGAAUCCUCAGCGGAAUUUGCCCAAAUUUGCAGAAAAUUAAUUUUUCUUUACACGGUGAUUACUGUCCAGUGGAGACCCUUAAAUUGGUGUCUUGUUCUCCUCCUCCGUGGUUGCAGAGCAAAAGGAAGUUUAGGGUUAAUUUCCAAAACUGGGACAAGGGGAAGCGGUGCUGCGGGAGGGGGGCCACCACCACCCCCCCAGCCUCUCUGCUGGCUGAUGUUAAACAUCAGCAUUCGGCUUUUGGUCCUCUUCUGAAUUAAUACAGCGCUGGCUUCUUGCAAAACUGGGGAGACAAUGCCAAGUUAGGCGCUCUGUGUGUGUGUGUGUGUGUGCGUGCGAAGCUGCCAGAUGUUUCCUCUCUUUUUAUGCCAAGAGGCCUGCAGAUGUGGUUGAUGACCUGGGAGGUUGCCAGUUGGGGCUGGGCUGAGGGAGGCGAGGAGUGGAGAGCAAGGAAGCCAUUUCUAAGAAUUUAAAAAACAGCUUCCUGCCUUUGUGCCCCUAUGUUGGCAGCCGGUUGGGCAGUAAACAGCAAAGAAGGAAAAGAGGUUUCUAAGGUGUUCUUGCUACACAACAUCUGGCUGGCUCCUCUUCCAAGCGGGGAUGCUAGAUCGGAGAGGGCUCCACCCUAUCCAAAGAUGGGAGAGCCUCCAAGUCCAGAAGCAGUCUACCUUUGUGGGUGCGGCCAAAGGAAGCGGAAGGAGCUUCGGUGAGGUUCCUGAAGUCUUCUCAGGAGCCCAGAUGGAAGCCUCCAGGCUUCCUCCUGCUUCGUGGAUUUUGGGGCCACCCUGGAAAAGGUUUUGGGGUGCCGGAGUGUUUGGAGAUGGUGGUGCUGCGGACAGCCGGCCACUUGCUCGCUGGGGCGCUGGUCCUCAUGGCCACCAGCCUGGGAAGCUCCUUGCCCGCCCUGGCCAGCGCCCUCCGGCCCGACCCCACCCUCUCCCUGGAGCAGAAGGCCACUUUCCUCUUCCUCUUCUUCCUCUUCGUCUUCCUGGCGGUGCUGAUCGUCCGUUGCUUCCGGAUCCUCCUGGACCCCUACCGGAGCAUGGCCUCCUCCACCUGGAGCGACUACGUGGAGAAAGACAUGCUGGACUACCGCCUGGCCUGAGGGGGGGGUGAGGGGGAAGACCGCAGUGGAGAUGGCCAGCCCAAGCCGGGGUACGGAGGCCUCGAUGGAAGCUCCACGCACGGGGGCAGUCUGACCUCUAAAAGACCUUUAUGUUUCCUAAACAAACAAACCUGUAAAUAGACCUAUUUGAAAAGCAGAAUUUAUUGGAUGUCUGGGGAAUAUUUUACCCCCAUAAAAGAGGGGGCAACACUUAUGGCUGGCAAGAGACAAGGGCGUUGUGGGGAAACGCACCCCAUGCGAGUCCUGCCUCGUUAAGGACCAACAAGGCACAACUUUUCAUUUAGAGACUCUGGGCAAAGGUGGACGGGGGUCUCUUUGGAGGGUGUUGCGUGCUUCAAUAAAACAGGGCGGGUUCUCCAGAGCAGCUGCCUUGUGACUCCAGGCUCCCUUCUUCCCUGCUGGCACACUCACAAUCGUGAAUGGGCCGUCCUAGAAGGCUGCAAGGAUCCCAGUCUGUGUGUCAACCCCCACAAUACCCCAACCAAGCACAAUAAAAUCCACAGGUCUUAAAGUUGCCAAAUCCUAAGAGAGAUGGAGGCAGACCCUUCCCUCUGCACCCCUCUACACUGGGCUGGGUCUUCAGAGGUGGCUGAACUACAAUGCCCAGCUCUUUUUCCGUUGGUCUACCUUGCUGGGGUCUGUUAACAAACCAGACCCCAAACUCCACAUUGUGAUAGCCAGCAAACAGGGUGUGUUGAAAAUAGCAGUCUGCCUGGCAUAAAUCUGGGUUAACGCAGCUCACGCCAGCAAACUGCUUAAGCAGCAGGCAGUUUGCACGCAAUGUGACGAGGUUUUGCUUUUUAAAAAAAAGAAAAGAAAAAGUGUCUUUUGACUUCUUGGUGGAAAUAAAGCACAAGCAAUUUGCAAGAAAGUUAAGGCCUUGUUUCUUCCCUCAUUUACGAGGGGAAAGUUGUAUUAUUCUAAAGCUUGUUUAUUUAAAGCUUCUUCUUCGUUCCCUUCUUCCAUAGAGGGAGCAUUCCACUUGAGAGAACCUCUUUCCAUCUUAUGCACAGUCCUGCAGUCCCUGCCUUGCCUUCCCAUUUUCCCAGCUUUUCUACCCUGGACUUACC